Molecule: messenger RNA, 1019 nt
Organism: Austrofundulus limnaeus
Lineage: Eukaryota; Metazoa; Chordata; Actinopteri; Cyprinodontiformes; Rivulidae
Product: protein spinster homolog 3
Biological process (GO): transmembrane transport
Cellular component (GO): membrane
Molecular function (GO): transmembrane transporter activity
Source: RefSeq, a predicted model, not a curated record
UAAAAGUUACGUCUGGUCGUCUCUGGGAGUCACUGCUCUGGCCUUCCUCACUGGAGCCUUGGCCUUCUGGCUGCCCACCUUCCUGUCCCGAGCUCAUGUCACCCAGGGCCUCCGAGCUUCAUGCAGCGGAGACACCUGUGACUCCACAGACAGUUUUGUCUUUGGCGCCGUGACCAUUGUGACCGGCAUUCUGGGCGGGGCUCUGGGCACCACCUUAUCCAGACACUUAGUGGGCAAGUUUCCACAAGCGGACCCUCUCAUCUGUGCAGCGGGCAUGCUGGGAUCAGUCCCCUGCCUCUUCAUUAUCAUUUUUGUGGCAUCCUCAAGCAUUCCAGCCACUUAUAUCUCUGAUGCCAUACGCUCAUCUAAACCUGAAACCCACCACUGGAGUUUCCACAGUCUGAAGUACAGCCUGAUUCUCUGCCCAUUCGUUGGGAUCCUGGGUGGCAUGUUCUUCCUGAUUACCACCCUUUACAUCACCGAAGACAGGAAAGAAGUCCAACGACUGGUUGAAGCAGAUCUGCAGCCACAGAAGGGUCCCACACCUGACUCCUCCAUGGAGAUGAGCAACAAGAUAACAGAUUAAACUUGAUAAUAUCCUAAAAAUAAACACAAAAAUCAAGAAAAAUUGGUUCGUUUUUCACACAAACUUCACUUAAAGAUCCAGAGGAUUUUUCUCAUUUUGAUAAGAGUCAUGUGUUGUUUGUUAGAGGAUCAGUUUAAGUUCAUCCAUGAGGACAAAUCUUCCUCUCAGGUUCUUCUUCAUUGUGUGCAGAACAUGAUACCAGUUCAUCAUCUACCAUCUUUAUUUUAUUUUAUUUUAUUAUUUUAUUUAAAAUACCUCCCAUACUGGCUUCAUACAGAGUAUUUGAAAAGUAAAAGUAUUUUUUUGUAAAUACUGGAUUUUUAUUGUUACAUGAAUUCACAAAUAAAAUAUAGGUGCUCAAAGAGCUUGAGUGUUUUAAGUUUUAAUGUUUUACAUAUCAGAUAAUAAAAUGAGUAUUUUGUUUUAAUGUUAA